This is a messenger RNA of Gopherus flavomarginatus (Mexican gopher tortoise), 1003 nucleotides long. It is a transcript of the gene NDUFAF6, whose product is annotated as NADH:ubiquinone oxidoreductase complex assembly factor 6. Lineage: Eukaryota; Metazoa; Chordata; Testudines; Testudinidae. Gene Ontology annotation, biological process: biosynthetic process; mitochondrial respiratory chain complex I assembly. The transcript is spliced from 9 exons. The coding region runs from base 1 to 984 and encodes 327 amino acids. Gene Ontology annotation, cellular component: mitochondrion. The record is from RefSeq and is a predicted model, not a curated record.
AUGGCGGCCGCCAUGGCACUGAGCUGCGGGGCUCGCUACGGGCCCUGUUCUCGGCAGCUGCUGGGGCCAAGCGCCCGCGGGCGGCUCGUGCGGCCGGCGGUCUGGGGAAGGAGCGCGGCCCCGGCCUCCAGCCAGCCUGGCCCCGGGGGGGAGGUGCAGUACUGCGCCGAGCUGCUGCGGAAACGUGACUAUGAAGGGUUUCUGUGUUCUCUGUUGUUGCCUGCAGAAUCCCGCACCUCUGCUUUUGCACUGAGAGCCUUCAACGUUGAACUGGCCCAGAUUAAAGACUCCAUAACGCAGAAGACCAUAGGUUUGAUGCGAAUGCAGUUUUGGAGGAAAACUGUGGAAGAUAUAUACUGUGAUAACCCACCACAUCAGCCAGUUGCUGUAGAACUGUGGAAGGCUAUCAAGAAACAUAACUUGACUAAAAGGUGGCUUCUGAAGAUUAUUGAUGAAAGAGAGAAAAAUUUGGAUGACCGAGCAUAUCGCAACAUCCAGGAACUUGAAACAUAUGCUGACAACACUCAUAGCGCUCUCUUGUAUCUCACCUUGGAAAUAUUGGGUGUGCGGGAUAUCCAUGCAGACCAUGCAGCCAGUCACAUUGGGAAAGCACAAGGCAUUGUCACCUGUUUAAGAGCAACUCCAUAUCAUAGUAAAAGACGAAAGGUCUUUCUUCCUAUGGACAUUUGUAUGUUGUAUGGAGUAUCCCAAGAAGAUUUCAUAAGAGCCAAUCAAGAGAAAAACGUGAGAGAUGUAAUUUACAACAUUGCCAGCCAGGCGCACGUUCAUCUAGAACAUGCUAGGUCUUUCAGUAAAAAUGUUCCUGUUAAAGCAUUUCCUGCCUUUCUCUAUACAGUUGCUUUAGAGGAUUAUUUAUAUAAAAUACAGAAAGUAGAUUUCAACAUAUUCCAUCCAAGCUUACAUAAGAAGAGUACGUUACUACCAUUGUAUUUAUAUAUUAGAUCCUGGAAAAAAAAAUAUUAAAAAUAGACUUAACAUGUCA